AUGAAUGUGCUUGCUUGGAAUGUCCGGGGUCUGACGGACGAAUCUAAGCGUCUCCUCUGGGAACACUGUCGUACUUUCUUUCCGAUUAUUGUUGGUAUUAUUGAGCCAAAGUCGGAUUUUCGUUAUACUAACUCUAGCUUUUGGUCUUCUCUUAAUUUGAUUCCUGCUUUCCAGAAUACGCGGCAUAACAGGUGUUCGAACAUUUGGGUUUUUCAUCAUCCUGAUGUGUUUUUCAGAUUGGUUUUCUCUUCGGAUCAGACGGUCAUUGCGGAUUGUCAUUGGAACUCUCUGGAUUUCCGUUUGGCUCUUGUUCACGGCGCUUCUACUCAUGUUGAGAGGAGGACUUUGUGGGCUGAUCUUAUUGGUUUUUCUGCUGACAAUAUGGUGAUUUUAUGGGAUUUUAAUGCCGUUAAAGGAGCACAUGAAAGGAUUAGCAGUUGUAUGCCUAGUCAGACUUCUUGCAGAGAGUUCUGUGACUUUAUCGAUGACAUUGGCUUUAUUGAGUCGUCUACUUCUGGCCUUCGGUUUACUUGGUCUGGACGUCGCUUUAUGCCUCGACAUGUGGAGUCCUUUCUCGAUCGUGCUCUUUACUCGGAGUCGUUUUCUUCUUUGUGGCACUCUGUUCAUACUCUGAACUUGGCUAGGUUAACUUCGGACCAUUCUCCGAUUGUGUUUCAGUGCAGUUUGCCGCCGCAAACCAGACAUAGAUUCUUCAGAUUUUUAAACAUGUGGGCGAUGCAUCCGGAUUUUCAUGCUUUAGUGGAGGAUUCUUGGAGACCGGAUACCGGGAAUUUGUGCCCGAUUUAUAAGUGGAUGGAACCCAGAGAAUUGAUGGAUAUUCAGAUGAAUAUCUCAAUUCAUGGUUAUACGGACGAGCUGUUUGACAAGGAGGUUCAGGCUCAGGCUAAAAUUAAUGUUGCUCUGUCUCGUAAGAGUUGCUUGCUUCAGCAGAAAAGCCGUGUCUCGUGGCUUAAGGAUGGGGAUAGGAAUACUGAUUUUUUUCAUGCUACGCUUCGCUAUAAGCAUAAACCAAAGGCUAUCUCGCAGCUUAUGAUUGAUGGGACCAGGGAGUCUAACCAGGACAAGAUUGGGGAUCACAUUGUUGAUUAUUUCACCACUCUCUUUACUGAUGAUAGUGGCUCUGCUGUUGGCAUUGAGGCGAUUGAGGCUGUUAUUGAUCCUGUUAUUUCUGACGCUCACAAUGCGGUGCUUUCUGCUUCUCCUUCUGAUGAAGAGAUUACUGCUGCGGUGUUCAACAUGGAUGCAGAUAGCUCUCCAGGACCCGACGGUUUCUCUGGAAAGUUUUUUCAGGUUUGUUGGUCUAUUAUCAAGCAUGACAUCUGGGAUGCGGUUCGUACCUUUUUUCUGAAGUCUUAUCUUCCGACGGGAUGCAAUUCCAGUACUCUCAUUCUUAUUCCGAAGAAAGAAAACGUCAUCUCUGUUUCAGAUCUUAGGCCGAUUGUUCUCUCCAAUUUCUUGUUUAAGAUUAUCUCGAAAGUGUUGGCUUCGAGGCUCAGUGUGAUUGCGGCUCAUUAUGUUUCGCAUAAUCAAUUUGGGUUUAUCAGUGGUCGUUCUAUUCAUGAUUGCAUUCUGAUGGGAUCUGAAGGUUUUAAUUGUAUGAAGCGGACGAGCAGAGGACAGAAUAUGGCCUGCAAAAUUGACAUCCGUAAAGCUUUUGAUACUCUCCGUUGGGAUUUUCUGGUGAAUGUUCUUCAUGUGAUGGGUUUUGACGUUAGAUUUAUUGAUUGGAUCAAGGUCAUUCUUACUUCUGCCCGAAUAUCCAUUCUUUACAAUGGCAAGCUUUAUGGUUAUUUUGGAUGUUCGCGUGGUGUGAGGCAGGGGGACCCUCUCUCUCCUAUUCUCUUUGGGAUUGCUGAGGAUGUCCUGAGCGCUCUUUUUCACAACUGUGUUACUUCUGGUCAUCUUACUCCCAUGACUAUGACUCGUUCAAAGCUUUUCCCCACGCAUCUCCUUUAUGCUGAUGAUAUUUUGGUUUUCUGUAAGGCCUCUGUACGGAAUGCGAAGACGAUUAAGAAGAUUCUUGAUUACUAUAGUUGGAUUUCUGGGCAAAUCUGUAGCAGUGAUAAGUCUCAUAUCUAUUUUUCUACUAAAGUUCACGCCGUCACUAAGCGUUCAAUUCUGAGAGAAUUGAACUUUGUGAAGAGUGUGGCCCCCUUUACCUAUUUGGGAGUUCCGAUCUUUGACGGGCGUGUCCGUGCUUCCUACUUCAGACCGAUACAUGAUCGGAUUAUAGCCAAGUUUUCCAGAUGGCGUGGGCGUCUUCUUUCUAUGGCGGGUCGUCUUUGUCUGGUUAAGUCGGUCAUUCAGAGCUCUAUCACGCAUUCUAUGAUGGUGUAUAAAUGGCCUAGAUCUUUGCUGAAAGAUUUGGAUGAUAAGUGUCGCAAUUUCAUUUGGACGGGCGACAUUAGAAAGACUCCUUCUUGUUCGGUUAGCUGGAACCGUGUUUGCGCCAUCAAAGAAGAGGGGGGUCUUGGCGUCCGAUCCUUUUCCUUAAUGAACAAGUGUUUUUUGAUAAAGAUGGCGUGGAAGCUUAUCUGUGGUAAAGAUUUUGGGUUUUCGAUUCUGCAGGAUCGUUACUUGGAUAUCUUCAGCCAAGUGAGAUGUGAUUCGAUCUCUUCGUCGGUUUGGCUUGGUCUCAAGGACGAAGUGAGAGAUUUGGUGGAGAAUUCUUACAGCUAUAUUGGUGAUGGCACGGCCACGAAUUUCUGGUGUGAUGACUGGCUGGGUUACAGAAUUCAUGAGAAAUGCAAGAUUCCUCAUUAUAUUCUUGAUUUGCUCGGAUAUUCUGUGGCUGAUUACUUCUAUGAUGGGGUGUGGCAUUUCACUCAGGAGUUUAUUAAUGCUUUCCCUGAGAUUGUUGGGGAUAUUUUGGUGCUUCCUAUUGGCAAGGAGUCUGACACUCGUUACUGGAAACCUUCUCUUCAUGGAACGGUCACUGCUGCUCUUGCGUUUGCUAAUCACUGUCAUCGUUUUCCUCGCGUCAGCUGGGGAUCUUGGAUUUGGAAGCCCUAUAUUCCUGUCAGACGUUCCUUAGCCUGCUGGCGGAUUCUUCAUGAUCGGCUUCCUACCUAUGAUCGCCUGAUUAGACAUGGUAUGAUCAUGCCAAACCAUUGUGUUUUUUGUUUCUCCUCGAGUGAAACUAUGGACCAUAUCUUAUGGUCUUGUGACUGCGUUAGACCUAUUUGGCUGGAGUUCUUGAGUUGGUUUCAAUUGACGGAGGCUGCUGAUGCUGUUGAUAUGCAUAGUUUUUUUGUUCGCGCCUGGUGUUAUAAGUUCAGCUCUCAGCUGGAUUGUUAUUGGCGUGCUGGAAUUAUUACUAUCUUAUGGGCCAUUUGGACUCUGAGGAACUCUUGCAUCUUUGAUAACAAGAUUUUUGAACAAAGGCGGAUCAUCCAUUUUGUCAGAGUUGCUUUUAAAGAGAUGGAGAAUAGCUUUAAUCUUGGUCAUAUGAAUAAUUCUUGGAAAGAUUAUACUAUUCUCAGAUCGAUUGGAGUUGCUACUCGUGCUGCUCCUCCUCCGGACUUCAUUGCUGUGCACUGGUGGCCUCCGGUGUCUCCUUGGAUUAAAGUUAACACGGACGGCUCUGCGAUGGGAGCCCCGGGUAAUAUUGCGGCUGGUGGUGUCUUCCGUGAUAACUUUAGUUGGGUUCGUGGUUGUUUUCAUUACAAGGGGGAGUUGGCUUUGCUUUUGAAGCAGAGCUCCUUGCGGUUAUCAAAGCCAUUUUCAUUGCUCAUGAUCGGGGUUGGCUUCAUUUAUGGAUUGAGUCUGAUUCUAUGUAUAUCGUUCAUUUGCUUGAGGAGUGAUCGACCGCGGUGCCUUGGCGUUUCAUCGCUCUUUGGAAUAAAGUGCUUCAUCUCCUUCCUGAUUUUACUCUUCAGAUUUCCCACAUUUAUAGAGAGGGAAAUAAAGCUGCAGAUAUUAUGGCCAACUAUAGUAGAGAAGAAGGCUGGUGGCCGUAUGCUAUUGAGGAGAUUAAAGUUGCCGUGCGUCUUGAUAUGGCUACUCAUAGUCAUAUUCGUAUGCGCUGAUGGUUUUCUUUUGGUGGUUAUGGUGUGGGAAUGUUCCAUAUGGUUUUUUUCAGUUAUCUGGCGCACUAGAUACUGGGUCAUAUGGAGUCGGGUUCCGUUGGUUGCGUCGUGGCAAUGCCUUUGCCAGCGACAUGAGUACUCAGGAAAGACCCUUGGUUUGGUCUUUGUCUCUGCCGUUUCCUUCGUUGAUGAUGGUGGAGCUGCCUUUCGAUACUGGGUCAUAUGGAGUCGGGUUCCGUUGGUUGCGUCGUGGCAAUGCCUUUGCCAGCGACAGGAGUCUUCAGGCAAGACCCUUGGUUUGGUCUUUGUUCCUGCCGUUUCCUUCGUUGAUGAUGGUGGAACUGCCUUUAGGGAAACGAGCCGGGUCUGGUUCAGGGCGAUGGUUAGGCCGGAGUUCUGGAAGCGGUCCCUUUCCGCUCUUUUCCCUUUGCUGGCUCUGUUUUAG
Messenger RNA from Salvia miltiorrhiza (redroot sage), 4494 nucleotides. RefSeq lists its product as uncharacterized. The transcript is spliced from 4 exons. The record is from RefSeq and is a predicted model, not a curated record. Bases 1 to 4494 code for a protein of 1497 amino acids. Lineage: Eukaryota; Viridiplantae; Streptophyta; Magnoliopsida; Lamiales; Lamiaceae.